Messenger RNA from Xyrichtys novacula (pearly razorfish), 15689 nucleotides. The record is from the annotation of a GenBank genome assembly. Lineage: Eukaryota; Metazoa; Chordata; Actinopteri; Labriformes; Labridae.
CUCUCUCUCUCUCUCUCCCUCCUCGCUCUGCCUCUCUUGUAGCCAGAGUAGCUCGCUGAAACCGAUCCUCCGCAGUGCCUGGGACAGAUUGAGUGAAAGAAAGAGGAGAGUGAGGGAUUUAGAGGAUGGGUAGGGGGGCUUGAGGGAGAAUACAAAGGAGAGAGAGAGAGUAAGAGAGCGAGAGAGGGAGUGUGAGGGAGAGAGCAAAACCCAGCGAGCCUCCUGCUGUGAGCUUUCUUGGCUACUGACGUGUGCGCACGACUCUCGUGGCAGGGUGAGUAAUUUCCCAUUUUAAUAACUAUUGUUUGUUUCUUGGCUUUUACUGCACCAAUGACGCCUUUCCAACCUGAGUCAGUCAUUUAUAAGUGUUAGGAGAAUGUGUGUGUUGGUGUGUGUGUAUGUGUGUGUGUGUGAAGACAGCUUAUGAAAAAAGCAGCAUUCACAAUAACGUGUCUUCUCAGGUCGUGUUAGCGUAAAGACCGCCGCUCCGUCUCCGUCCAACAUCUUCAUUAGCAUGUUACCUGACAGCAGAAGUCUUCGUUUUCUCCAAAAUAAUCAACGCAUUUGUGUUUCGUAUGAGUCGCUCACAUGUUCCCUUCUCUGUUUAUCAUCUCCAAACUCCGCGUGCGAGUGUGUGUGACAGUAAAAGGGGGGCUUCCACACAACCCAAUGCGCACAUCACCGCCUCAGUCAGUCAGUCAGUCAGUCAGUCAGCCCCGUGAGGGUGAGGGAGGAUGCAGUUUCACAUACAUGUAGUUUACUGAAAAAUCUGAAUGUCUGUGUAUCAGCUCGGCCCUGUGAAAAACCCGUUGGAGUUGUGUCUGCGCAGCUAAAAUGCGCUCAGAAAUCACGAGCAAACCCACCCAUUGAGUCAUGAUAUUCACGUUAGUCGUUAUGAAGUCAUUUAUUUCCAACUGAGUGACUCCUCUGUCCUCUCAGGCUCGGUUUUGGAGGUGCUGCACUGUUGAGGUUGAGUAGUUUAGCACAGCUGUGGGUAUACACACGUCCUGCUCGUCCAUGUUGGGGACUCUUCACUUUUUGGGCCAAGGUCUUUCCCUACAUACCAUCCUACUUCUUUUCCUACCUUCCUUCCUUCCUUCAUUCCACUUUCUUUCUCGCCUGUGUAGCCCAGAGGAGAUGUCAGCCUCUAGAUUGUGACAGAUUACACGGAAUUAAACCUUUUGUCCCCCUUGUGGCUCCUAUCUAACCCGUCCGAUUGGCUCAUUAUUUUCUGGGUGAGGGAGCUGAGGGGCCUGUCUCAGAGCACUAAAUUGGGAUUGUUAUCACCAUCUAUCAGGCAAACUGAUUUCUACUCGCUUAAUCUCAAUCCUGAGUCCCUUCCUGAAAUGGCAACAGCUCUUUGGAGGACUUCUUUAGCACAAAGAGUUGCAUUUGUUACACUCACUUGAGUCCAACAUCAUUUUUUAACCAGCAGCGUGUUUUACAUCUCUGUUCCUGUGUUUCCUGCUUGAUGGGCAGCUUCUGAGCGAGAUGAGGGUGCUGUCCGUGGUGCUGAACAAGUCUGCAAGAGCCACUCAACCACAUCCACUCAUUUCUGCUGCGCUGCUACUCCAUUUGAUUCACACUCUUUCCUGAUAUCUCCAGCAGCUUCUCCAGCUACUGUGAGGUGCGACUGUUCAUCUCCUCUCCUCUCCUCCUCCCUGCUCCCUCCUUAUCUUCGUAUCCUCCCUCCACUCCGCGCCCUCAGUCAUUUCGCUGAGUUGUUUUUGAUUUUUCUGAGACUCCUUCAAACUCACUCAAUCAGACGGUAUCAAACUCUUAUCCACCAACAGCCCAGAAGUGUCAGCAGCAGCAGUAGAAAUGGCCACUUCUGGGCUGGUCACAACCUCUGAUUAGACAAGAAAAAAGAAUGGAAAUUGAAAACCGAGCAGCCACAGGCUGAAUACAAAUUUCCAGUUGCUUCCUAGUGUGUCUGAAUUUGGUGCCAGAUUGUAUCCGUCUAUCUCACCCAUAGUCUGUGUGUUUCUUCAGCCUUAACAUGACCCAACUUUUCACUUGUAAAAGGAUUUUUUUCUGACUUGUAACCCUCUGACUCCAACCAGAUGCUCUCUUAGUAACACACCUCUCUCUGAACUCUUAUUCACUCCGGCUUCCUCACAGAAACUUGUGGUCGUGUUUUGUGCAGAAGCAGAUUAGAAGAGGCCGAGCUAAAUCUCAAUAUCUUAUCCCUUUAUCCUGAAUAUGUGUUAAACUACAGAUCUGACUGUGAGGAUAAUGAUACUCAGAUUAUCAUAAUGCAAAAUUCAAAACUUCUCAUGUUUGAGGCUUUUUUUUCCCCUCAUAAACGACUAAUAUAUGACCAGCUUGGAAUUAAGAAGUCUGAUGAUGCCUUUCACCCUAAUUCGGUAAGAAACGAACAGAGAAGCAAAGCCCAAAAGUUGAGUGUUGGUUACAUUAGAACAAAAUGCCUGGAGAUCCUGAAUAUUCAGAGAAUAAUGAAACGAGAACCAGCACAGUGUCUGGUUACUUAACAAUGACAACCAGCAGGCCACAAGUAUGCAGAUAGCAGUGCUGCACACAGUGGCAUGCAGAGGUAACAUGCUCAAGCACACACAUACACACACCUUUCCAACCUUGCAGCAGCUGUGUUACAUCAGCAGAAGAACAUGCCCGAUUUCACUCGUGUCAGCGACUGUAAGGAGGAGGCGGUGAAGCCUGAGUAGUAAUAUGAUCACUGCAACCGGACAAGCAAGAUAAAAAAAAAUUCUUCCACUGCAACAAAUAGCACCGACUAUGGGUCAGACUUCAGAGUAAAGGCGUACUCUCUCUUGUCCUCAGUGCAGGCUGUUGGCAGCACAGUCUGGAUGUGUUAAUGGUGGAAAAGUUGAAUUGCUGCUCGCUUUGACAAACGUUGUAGUUUUGAAUGAUGGAGGAUUGACUUUCAGUGUGUUUGUUGCAAAGAUAGCACAUUGCUUCAUUUUCAUAACUGGGCCUCUCUGACAGUUUUUAUGUCCUCACAUUUCUUGAAAGUGGAUUUGACGUAGUUUAAAGAGCUGCGUACGCUGAUAUAUAAGGAGUUUGUCACCUGUGGACCUGGCCCCUUCUAAAAUAAUGGAGAAUGGUCCUUCUGUCCUUAAUUCAAGAAGGACCAGGAUUACAAAAGAUGCAUAAGCUGUGGUUCGAAAGUGAGAGUUAGAGUGAAAGUGAGCAGAGGCUGAGUGUGUUUGAGUAUAAAUAAUAAAAAUUAGUACAGAGGAGAUCUGUCUUACAUGGACACAAACAAAACACCCAAACAGCAGAUGAAAAAGUAAAGGUUAUUAUGUUGCAGAGGAGGUGUAGUGAACUUCUAACGCAGCGUCUAGGGUAAAGGAAGCAGAGAGGAAAAUCCAUAAAGAUGGCACAGAGCUGCACAAAACAUGACUUUUGCAUUAGUUUCUAAGGUCAGGAUCAUCUAAAUAUAACUACUGACUACAUUCGACACACAUUUUGUAAUGAUUUACAUGACACUACAUGACAAUCAGAAUUACGAACAAGACAUUUCUUUCUUGCUACAAAUAUUAGUAUACCAGUUAUUUGAUGCAAGACGUCUUAACAAACUGGUGAAAAAGGCUGGCUCUGUGGUUGAACUCAAGCUGGACUCAGUGGAGGAUGUGGUGGAGAGAUCUACACUGAAGAAGGUGGAGAGUAUUCUCAAGAACAUGGAUCACCCACUUCAUAACACCUUGAUGGACCAAAGGGCCAAUGGUGGUGGACGGCUCCUCUCUCUUUGCUGCAGGACAGAAAGAUUCAGAAGAUCUUUUGUACCAACAGCCAUCAGGCUUUGUAACUCUUGUGUAAAUAGUAGAUAACUUUUAGAGACAUAUUAUGUGAGACAACAGAUGAUUGAAUUUCCCUUUCGGGGAUUAAUAAAGUUCGUCUCAUUCUUAUUCUUAUUUAAAUUCAUGUUCAUAGAUGUCUUUUAUUUUGGUGAGUUUAGGUUGCAGCUGCUGCAGACCAUCUUAACUUGAUGUAAUGCACAGUAAACUGCAUAAACACCAAACAGCUCUGCAUUUUAUCAACCCUUUGUUGGUUUGGUCCAAGUUACGCAAAAGCUGGUUCCUAAACAAUCACACAAACGUAUGCAUAGAGAACUAACUGUAGCAUGCAGUCAGCACGCUCAAAUGAUUCGCAACGGAGUCUUUCCCAGUCAACCAGAACUAAGUCCUAAGAAAGACCACGUGUGAGUCACACAGGACCCCUUCACCCAGUCCCAAUCAAACGCAUGUGUGUGCGUUUUGUGUGUGUAUGUGCGAUUAUGAUCCCUGUCUUAGUUCAGUUGAAGUCUCGCUGCUCGUUAUGAAAUCAUCAUUUAUUGCUCCUCUCUAACCUUUCAGAGGAUUGGUUGCUACUGGAUGUGUCACUCACGUCUCUUAGCGGUGUGUUGCCGCAGAUCACGUUUCUAUCUGUAUUUCCCCGUUUCUCUGACCUCCCUCUGUGACCCCUUCCAAUUUUACCCACACCUCUUUCUCUGCAGUUUCUCACGUGUUAUUCCUCUUCUCUUUUUACCCCUCACUUCCUCCGUCCCUCGCGCUCUGCCCUCCAGAUGAGUUCGUGCAGCAGCCGUGCGUUGACCAUCCUGUCCACGGUGUUUGGAGCCUGUGGGCUGCUGCUGGUAGGGGUGGCCGUGUCCACAGACUACUGGCUGAUUAUGGUGGAGGGCAUCAUCCUGCAACAGAACCAGAGCAUGGAGGUGAAGAUGGCGCUGCACUCUGGUCUCUGGAGAGUUUGCUUCGUGGCUGGUAGGAAAACUCAACAACUUGUGAAUAUUUUAAGCAAAAGGGGAUCCUCAAAGUUUAACUGCACACACAUACAAACAGUUCUGCUGUUUUGUGAGUGUUUUUGUGCUCAAAUUCACACACAAACACAAUAAAGCAGCCAGGUGAAAGAGCAGUGAGGAGAGGAAAGAGAGAAAGCAGGAAUCCUAGCUGUCAUAAAACAUGACUGUUACCUGUGAGCAGGACCACACAGAUCCUCUUCCUCUCUCUCUCUCUCUUUUGUAUGUUUUGUUUCUUCAUGCACCACUGAGUCUGAUCCUGCAGCAAAGCCCAACAGUUCAUCCUUAUCUGUCUAUGCGUGUGUGUUUGUCUUCACAGGAUCAGAAAACGGGAGAUGUGUUGCGUCAGAGUACUUCACUGAACCCGAAAUAGAGAUCACCACGGAAAACACUGCAAACAUCCUCAGUGAGUAAAACAUGUUACAGCACAUCAACUCUUGUGUGAGAGCCUGCAGCUCAGAGGACCUGCACGGUCCCCCUGCUGACGAACUCUGGGAACUGUAGUCUGAACAAGAUACUGAGCUGCAAAUACUACUCUUAAGAUACCUGCAACUCUUUUGUUAUCAAGUCAUGUUUUCAAGGAAAAGUGCAAAAAUGAUGCCAUAGUCUCUUGACUGUGAGGAUUUCAUGUUUUUGAUCUUUUUGUUUAACUGUGUUUCAAACGUACAUUGAUUUUGCACUUUGAUUUCUGAGGUUUUAUUGUCCAUUAUUAUUAAUGUGACAGAUAAUGUCGAUAGUUCCCUUGAAGAAUCACAUGAACUGUGUUUAAGUGAGGUACAAACUCUGGACUUUGCCCAUUAAAGUUCUGUUUCUGAGUAAAUGAGCUGGAGAAUUUCAAUAACGAGGUUCAUUUUGAGCUAAAAAUGUUUAAAAAGAGAUAAAAAUGAUUUAAUUAACCAGUAAUUUAUUUAGUUCCAACUUAAAUUGAGGAACGGGAAAAAUCCUCUUCAGAGUUUCAUUGUUACAUUUGAAGUUUCUUUACUGAUUAUAAUUAUAGUACUUUAUUGCGACCCAAAGGUCUGUAUGAGCUUAGCAAUAAAGCGUAUAAAUUAGAAAACAUAAAUACAUAAGUCUCUCGUCUGCAUCAUCUAUAUCUUAUCAUAAAUAUUACUAGCAGCAUACAUACUUUUAGUCAAGUUUUCAUCAUAUCUUCUUCAUACUUUUGUCCUUGUGUUUGCACUUCAGGAAACUUAUAAAAUAAUCAUUAAAAAUACAGACCUUGUUUCUCUGCGAGUGUACAGGUUUACAGCCAUGUUGCUUUCCAUUGCAUCAUAUAAGCUGAUUGAAAUGGAGUUAAAAAGUAACAAGAUGCUCCAUCGAAUAUGGCAAAUCAUGUUGAAAUGUGUCCAAAUAUUGGGAAAGCAGACCAUGACAGGAGGUGGAUGCUGCAGAAAAAUUCAAAUUACAGAGUCUUGUCUUCACAUGAGGCAUUAAAGGGGCACAGUCAGACAUCACUGAAUGAUCAAUCUCCAUCAUUUUUGUGUGACACUCUGACCUCCCCCUCUUCACAGAGAUGGUGCGGACGGCCACACCCUUCCCCAUGGUGUCACUCCUUUUUGUCUUCACCGCCUUCGUCAUCAGUAAUAUCGGACACAUCCGGCCGCAGCGCACCAUCCUGGCCUUUGUUUCCGGGAUCUUCUUCAUCCUCUCAGGUAGGGGUCAUUAGUCAUGUCUUGCUGUCACUCUGUGAUUGAUUACAGUGUCCUGAUGUGUCCUGUGUCACAUGUAGAGUCACUCCAUCAUAGCGCUAUUUUUAGUGUUUGACUCUAAAGUCAGGAAGGCGUUAAGCUGAGGUAUCAAGGUUGUAAUGAGCGAGUUUUCUGACCUUUGAUUUUGCGUUUCUUCCUUCAAACCUGAACAUUGUUUAUUACUCUUACGUGUAUUUAAUUGUACAAAAAACUCAGGCGAUAAACUCUACAGACCUCCAGGCAGGUUUCCAGCGUGUUUUCCUUCACUGAUGCAGUUAACCUCCUUGAACAGCAGGUGGCUGUAAAGCUCCCGUUUCUGCCCUCAUUGCUGACUGUGGAGAGCCAAGCCCGAGCUCCUUUUCUCUGAAGGCGUUUUCACAGACAAGUUUUGAGAGGGAAGCAGCGCUGCAGAGCUCAAAGGAAACAUCAAACAGACUCUGCUGCGACGGCUCUGACUUGAUGUGGCGGGGACCUGCCAAUAAAGGGUGUAGCAGUAUAAUAAGUGUUACGUAAUACGAGGGGUGGGGGUUAUGUAAUGUUUGUGGCCGGUGCUGAAAUUGUUGCAGUGUUUCACUUUAUGAGGUAUUUUGAUAAUAGGGUGAUAACAAGAGGCAAGGGUAUCAAAUUGCUUUUCUGCGGUUGUAUAUUCUGCUGCGCUAAGCCCCUCUCUCGCUCCAAACGCUGUUUCACACACGCCCUCUCCCCAUAACUCCCCUCUGUCUGUUUUCUCUUACUCCCCCCUCUUUAUAGCCAUCCUCCAAAUUUACUAACUUGCUCCUGUAUAUAGAUUCUCUCUCACUUAUCUGUGAAUCUUUUUGGGUGAUUUUUGGACCACUCUGGUAUUACUGAAACUGUGAUUUUUUGAUUCGGUAGCUUAAGUCGCUCAUGUUACGGUUAAUAUUACAAAGUUCAAAGAAACAGCUAAUAUUUAUGCACUUUGAGGUGCACCACAUCCCCUUUUUUCCUCGUUUGGCACACUGCACAUUUUCUCUUCCUCCUCUCUUCUUCAUGUGCACGUGUGCUUCUCCUUUUUACUAAUUAAACAAAGAUGUACCUCCACUCUAUGACUGACAGCAGCAUGGUUUCUGCAUCAUGUGUGCUUAUCAAUUUUAAAAUCAACAUCAUGGCUCUGUGGUGCACUUGAAUGUUGCAGAGGAAGCUAAAAAUAACCAUAGAUGCUGCUUAAGGCAUGCUGCAUUGCUUGAAUAUUGAUUUUUCGAUGUUGGCCAUAUGUUGAGGUCAUGCAUUUAACAUUUCCAAGCAGCACUAAAACAUGUGCAUGUACUUAGAAGAGGGAGGUUUUAAUGUCGUUUGUGUAAAAAAGAGGUUUUCUUUUGGUGACUUUCACAAUAACAAUGUUAUUGCGAUAUUUAGGGGUGUCCCGAUACGAUACUGAUAUUGGAUAUCAGGAUAUUAUAUCAGCCUACAUCUAAAAUCUCCAAUAUCAGAACUCCAAUACAAGCAGUCCAUUCCAGACUCUGCUCCGGCACCUCUAUCUAGUAGCGCCCUGAUCCAGCAUGCAGAGCCCACAAACUCACAACAACAGUGUGUACUAAGGUACUAAGAUAUGGUAUGGCAGUAUUUUUUGUUUAAGUCCGAAAAAGACAUUGCAGCUGAGUGAAAUACUUAUGCACAAUUUUGUGCCAAAAUCAGUUCAAUAUCGGUACGGUCAAUAUUGAAGGCUACAAUAUCGGUAUCGUAUCAGAAGUCAAAAAGUUGUAUCGGGAGACCUCCUUGUGAUAUUCAUAGAGAAGUUUUAAAAAAAACACAACACUAUCAGUCAAACUGAGGACCGGCACUCAACCAAAAACUCAAUUAUGUUAGUACAUGUCAUCAUGUGAUUUUUCUUUAAUGAAGAACCAGAGUACAUGAACAAGCUUGUUUGGUUAAUGGAAAGAAGAAGGUGACAAGUACAUGUCAGUCAGUCAGCUCAUACUGUACCACUGUAUCAAUGCAGCAGCAUCUAAGCUCCAGACCUCAUCACUCCUGGCUUUUUAACCUAACAUGUAGGGAUUAAAGAGUGAUGAGAUAAAUAAAAUAUCUUAAACCCCUGGAGCUGAAGUUUGCAAUUAGAUGCAGAGCAGAGCCAGAGACCAGAUAUCUUUCUGCUUGUAUAUUCAGUCUUCUGUAACUGGGAGUAUAAGUUUGUCAGGUGGUUGUGAUAAUGCCACACACGACAGAUGUGGAGUUGGUGCAGCUUGAGUUGCAAGAACUAGCUAAUAGGAGUCACUCCAUUGAAGCUUUAAGUGUAUCUGCAGCCCUGUCAUCUACAAAGUACCCAGACUUCAAAGUCCUCUGGGGUGAACAUUUUUAUCUUCUGUGCACAAGUUAAUAUCUUCUUAGCAUAAGUGUUAAUCUUGAGCACACAAGUCAAUAACUUGUGCCCUCAAAUUAAUAACUCUGCCCCACAAGUUAAAUAUCUUAUGCACACAAGGGAACAAGUCAACUCGUGUGCUAAACUUUGUUCACUUGUUCGCGUAGCUGACUGAUCUAGCUGUUUGUACUCUUUCUACCCUUUGCAAAUGCAGCAGUGGUGACAAUCACACUUGCCAUUAUUUGCCUUUUUUCCAUUAUGUCAAUCCCUUUUUUGUAUUCCUCCUAGUAAGUAAUUUCUUGCUCCCACAGCACACAUAGAGGUUGUAGUUUUAGUCAAUGAUUCAUCAAGCCAGUGGUUACUUAAAGCAUGGGACAGGAUGAGAAGUGUUGACGUUGAAUUAACUUAGCAUGCGCCACUGCUUCUGACGCUCUGAAGUAAUAUUUACGACUAAAGAAAACCAGGGCUGAGAUUUGGCUUCCCUCAAAACUUACUUUGGCAAAACAAAAGGGUAAUCUUAAAUGUUAUUUUGCGUAAGACAUUAUUGCUCCAGGGACGGCUGGAGGCCAAGACACUUAGACAAUCUUUCCAUUUAACAAACAUAAGAAGGGUGAAGAAAGGCAGACAAAUUAUUACACUAGAAGCUCAGAGUUAUUGCUCUCUUGAAGAAAUCAUGUUUCAGAAAUUAGUGUGUUUCCUUGUUUGUGCUAAAUGUCAUCCUAACUUGAUUUUGGUCUAUCAAGUAUGUUUUCUUUUCUAUGAGUCACCCACAUUUGUUUCUUUCUCUCUCAUCGUGUACGAACUCCCCUCUCUACCUUUCCUCCCUCUUUCUGAUCACGCUCCCUGGGAACACUGCAGCAGUCAAAUCUGGAUUUUACAUCCUCACUUGAUUCUGUGUUUUUCUCUGUUCGUCCCUCUCUGUUUUAUUACCCUGCUGUAUACAGGCCUCAGUCUGGUGGUGGGGCUGGUGCUCUACAUCUCCAGUAUUAACGAUGAAGUGAUGAACCGACCCAGAGAGCCCGAGCAGUUCUUCAACUACCACUACGGCUGGUCCUUCGCCUUUGCUGCCUCCUCCUUCUUGCUCAAAGAGGUCAGUCUGAGGGACAUCUGAAGGUUGUUCGUGCGUUCAUGAUUAUUCAAAAUAUCGAUGUGUUUUCAUGUCUAUAGCUCGAGUGUUUUUUCCCCUCAUGUUUUACAUGCUGAGUGUGCAAGCAAGCCCUGUAAUUAUGCAAUAGACUGAGGUAUCAGUGGCUGUGAUGCAGAACUGCAGGGUGUGUGCGUGUUAGUGUAUGCGCCCAUGCGUGCUGCAGUAUCAUGUGAAUCCUCCACUCAUCUCCCCCUCCUCCCUCCAUGGCUCCUUCUGCCUCUUUCCCCUCAUCAGCAGCUCUGCUCUUAAUGUGGUGCAGUGGGCAGUUCAGUGUUAACUCCCCCUCCUCUUUACUCUCCUUGUCUCCCUCUUUGCCUUUUCUUUUCCUUUUAAUCUUUUUCAUAUGAGCUUCAAAGAAUUCAUUACUUUCUUCUUUCUUAAUCCUCACUGAUCAAAAGCACCUACUUACACCUCUCCACCUUGUACUUUCUUUUAAACACUUCUGGCUUAUCAGUCUUUUUUUGUCUGAUUUCCCCUGCCAUCACUUGGAUCUUUUUUUUCAAAUAUUUGUUUCACUUUUUGACGCAUCUUAUCUCCACUGCAUCUUUUCCCUUUCUAUCUCAGGGGGCCGGUGUGUUGUCAGUCUAUCUGUUCAUGAAGCGCUAUGCUGAGGAGGAGAUGUACCGCCCCCACCCUGCACUCUACCGCCCCCGCCUGUCAGAGAGCAGCGACUACAGCGGCCAGUUCCUCCACCCAGAAUCCUCUUGGCCCCCGCCGAAGCGAGGUCGCAGCACCUCAGAAGCCUCCAGCGACAUCUCCAUUCAGCUCAACCAAGCGCCGCCAGCUCCACCCAAAAGCAACCUCCAGAAGGGCGGCCAGGGCAGCCCUCCGUCCGGGUCUUCCUCCGCAGGGAGCUACCCGCAGUCCAGCGGGUACCCCUCCACCCACACCCUGCCCAGGUCGCACUCCUCACACCCACAAGGCCAGGCUCUCCCCAUGGCCAUGCCUCCAUCGCCUGUACCUCCACCUCACUAUCACGCGCACAUGCACAUGAGCGCCUCCCCCUGUUAGGAAGGGUGAGACGCGGACUCCUCAUAAUCAUGUAGUCUGUACAUUUGGAUGAUGGAUGGACUUUGAGCACAGAUCACAUGAGAUACAGAGAAAGGAGAGGAGAUCAAACAUAGGAAAAAAAUGUAGCUGCAGAUCAAUGAGAGAAGAUCGAAGAGAUUUGGAAGACACUGUGAUGGACAGAAAAUAAAAACUAAAGACAAAAGAAAAAGAGGGAUUUAACCAAUGAGAAACGGGGAAGAAAGUAUUUCCUAGAAAGACUCAAGUGGGGAGGUUGAGUGACACAGGAGAUUUAAGGGGGGAGAGUGAGGCAGGGGCGAGCGAGGUAGUGCGGUAUAAAACCAAGAUGCUGCAGUGCUGCGGGAAAUUUGUAUGCACACUGAUCACUGAAGACUGAGGAUGCACAUAGUUUUGUACAUCCAUAAUUCAUGCCAUUACAUUGACUAUGCUUCUUUUUACCAAAGGGUAAAUGGGUCAAAAUAUAUUCUUGUCUUCUCUGAAUUUCUUACAUCAUCAAUCCAGUUUCAUAACUUGCAAUGUCAAAGUAGUAUUAUUGAUAUAAAUGACUAAAUAUAAGAACACUAUAGUAAUUCUUAAGUGAGGACAUUGUCUGUGAAUGUUGUUAGACAGAGGUGGAUGAUAUUCUGUGAUAUCACUAAAGACAAUGAUGUUUUACAUAUUUGUUUUAGAGACAGAUUUUUAUCUAUUCCUGUACAUAAAGCUGCACAUGAGGACUUGUGUAUAUCUGUUGUAUAUUAUGAAUGAAGCUCUGGCACAAGUCACAUCAAUAAACCGACUUAUUCUGCUUUUGACAAAAAAAUCUGCAGCAAGCAAACUACAACAAACGAUAACACUACCCUGGAUGCAGCUGCACACCGGUUUAGAGGGGGGACCAGCCGAUACUGAUGUAGGGGUCUGAUGCCCCCUACUGGCCACUGAUCUGCACUGACCCGCGACGAGGCCUGACCUGCACUUUGCUGGUUGAUGGUGCAGCACAGAUGAGCAGAGAAAAGGGAAUGAUGGUGAAUUUCAAGAGGUUGGAGGAUGUUAGAUUUGAAGACUGGCUCAAGUUGUAUUUUUCAGGGAUGGGGGUGUUUUGGGAUCUGGAAACAGUAAUAAAUGCAAACAUUACAUUUGCACUUGGAGCUCAAAGUUCAUCACCCCAUCUGUGAAGGUCAGGCCCCCAGUUUAACAGCCAACAAAGCUGCUUCAUUCUCAUGUUAGGUGCAACACACAGGAGUUUCUCAAGUAUCUGGAGUAUCUGAAUAAUGAUGGUCUUGUGCAAAAUCGUGUUCAGCUCCCCUGUUUUUCAGGCUGCAAUUGUAUCCCACUGAGCAAUAGGCGGCUAUUAGACACCUAGAGGUUUUUUUUUUAGACCUAAUUUCAACCAUCUAGAUUCUGUAUAUUUUAGACAGAAUUUAGACGUUGCACUUUAAGCUAUUAUUCCAUAACUAUUUAUUUAAAAAAGCAACUGUGAGUCGCAUAAUUGAACUCCAAGUACUUCACCAAAAUAAAUAUGAUAGCCGUUGAGCUAUAUUCAGUGUGGCAUGGAUAUAGCCCAGAUUUAGACUUGGUCUAAACUUGGUCUAAAUUUAGAUGUCUAAAAAACUUUAAUUUUUUGACCUGUGGUAGCCUGAUUUUAGACCAGUCAUCUAGACUACAUUUAGACGUCUAUUAGACCUCUUUCAGACCAAAAAAUGCUCAGUGGGAUGUGUCUGCAUUUCCUUUUUAUCCUCCUUUAAUUUUUCAUGUUUAACAUGUUUGGAAAUAUUUUCACGCCAAAUAUUACGUCACAUGCCUCAAGAUGAGGUAUUCAAAAUCUGUAAGAACUGUGACAAGGUAUUCAGCAGUUUUAACAUAAGUCCCAAAGAAAGGCAUCAAAUCGACAAACUCGAGCUGGAGCCGAAAAAUGACCAAUUUACCAAAAAAGUGGUAAAUAGUGCAGAUUAAUUUAAGCCUUUUAUUCCUUAUUUGUCACAAUUUCAAUCUGGAUGUGUUAUCCUUUUCUGUAAUCUGUCAUACAGUAAAAGGUUCAAUCUGCAAUAGUAUCUGAAAUGAGAAAGUCUUUAAUUCUAGUAAAUGCUGCAGCAGGUAUCAGGUGGAUCAAAAUAGCACCUCUCCCAAACAAAUAAUGUAGCAGUUUGCAUAUUUCAGGAUAUUUGAGCUGACUUUCAUGCACCUUACGCAAUAAUAACAUUUUCAGAUGCUCCAGAAACUGAAGAUCCCCCUGUGAAAGUACUCUGAAGUACUGUUAAGUUACUGAAAGUUGCAGAAUAGCGCUCUUGCCAAGCCAACACCAAACAUCCGUCAUGUCAACUUACAUUUCUGUUGUUGUUUUUGUAUGUAUUAAAAGCACAUCAUGCUCAGAGAUAUGUCAGUGUGAUAUAUCACUGAAAUUAGUUCUAAACCACAAAGCCAUUGUACAAUAGCUGGUUUUCAUUAUCACUGUGAUGCUGGAGAGAAGUAAACACACUAAUGUGGGAUGAAACUCAUGGAGACUUACAGGGUGAAUUUAGCGUGAUGUCGUGCAGAUAUCAUUUUUUCAGGCAGGGUUUUUGUCGAGCAAGCAUGUCUUGUGUUGUUUGAUGUUUUUGUUUAUGCACUCAUAUUUAAGGUGAGGCCCAGUGUAGCUGCAGCCUUCAUUUCGGGCUCUGCAGUUACAUUUAGGGGGAUAAGUGCCUUGCUCAACGGCACCUCGACAGUGGCUGUUGAAGAAGAAUCCCCAAACUGAUGAUUAUCAAUCUGCUUCCAUCUCUGUAACUUUAAAGACUUCUGCUGACUCUUUCUCCACCAGCUUAAAUCUUUCACUUUGUUUCUUCUCUGCAUUUCCAAAAAUCAUUUGGUGCCUCUAAAACUGCAGUAAUCUUUUUUUCCCCUUUCUCUUUCCCUGUACCUCUUCUUUUUCCUCGCUACCCUCAGCGUCACUCCUUUGUCUGUACAUGAUUAUAUAAAAGGUUGUAGCUGCGCUUGUUUCUGCAUAAAAAAUUGACUCUUGCACAUGAUCCCCAGCAACACCUUUGUAAAAAAAAAAAAAGCAAAACAAAUGCUUUUUCAAUGCUUCAAUGGAACUGAUGCAGUGUAUAAUCUUGAGUUAAAUAAUCAAAUAGCGAUUGUGAUAAGAUCACUGUUCUGGAAAGUGCUGAUACUUGUGUCGCACUUUCCUCUGAAAAUAAAUAAAACUUUUCAACAUGCCAUAUUUCACCUUGUUUGCCCUUACCUUGUACUCAGUUUACAUCAGCUUACUUUUGGAGCUCCUAUUUCAUUUGUGUUUAAUAUUGUGAGUUUUCUUAUGAGGAGAUUUGCGUCGUAAGGCCAGAAUUGGAAAAUAAUCCCUCCUUUUUGACUUGUGAUACUGCUGUUUUCUGGCUGGAACAUAAUAAGUGGAUGCACACACUGCACUGCGGUGAACCACUGGGUGUUAACCAGCUCCCUCCUCAGUCACAGAGAGCCACCACAGCCUGAGGCCAAGCAUUGAUCAGAGUGUAUACGUGUCUAUGCAUUUGUGUGUAUGACUGCUUUUGUUGUCACAGAAAUCAAGCCUCGUACUCUAAAACAGCACAAGAACAAUGAGGCUAUUUUGUCUUGUAAAGUUUCUAAAUUUGAUGUCUACUUUUUUGUCAAAAAAAAGAAUAAAGAGCAGGUGACCAGGUAAGAUUGUAAGCUAAAUGAAACCUGAAUCAAAGCUUUACUAAUCACUGUGAUUACCAUGAGAGGUGUUAAUCACAACCAAACAAAACCUCAAAUCAAACAGACAAAGAUAUAAAUAGUCAGCAAUGAUACGUGUGUGUAUGUGUGUGUGUGUCUGUUGGUGAGAGUUGUGAGAGAGAGAGAGAGAGAGAGAGAGGUGUUUCAUCCGGAAAUCAAACAUCCACAGGUCAAUAACAAUAAAAAGCAAAAGCCUGAGCUCUCUGCUGUCUUACAUCCAGGACUGAGGUGUGUGUGUGUGUGUGUGUGUGUGUGUGUGUGCCUCUCCUGAUGAAUGAAACCCGACUGCUUCAAUAGAGUAAACAGUUAAGAUUAAACUGAGACUUGUGGUUGUUCUGUGGACACUUUCCUUGCUUUUAACUUGUGUUUGUGUGUGUGCCUGUGCGUGUGUGUAUGUGUUUGCCUCUGCUUCCUCCUUUUGUUUGUACGCAGUGUAUGUGUGUAUUUGACUCUUGAUAUGUGUGUAUGUCAGUGUGGGUUGAGUGGAUCUCUCUUUUCACCAUCACCAUUACUGCAUGAAAGACCUGUCACUCUGUAUUAGCUCUGUGCAGCUCUCCCUCACCCUGCUCUGUGUGUGUGAGUGAGUGAGUGAGAGAGAGAGAGAGAGAGAGAGAGAGAGAGAGAGAGAGAGAGAGAGAGAGAGAGAGAGAGAGGUGAAAUGGGCAGUAAAGCCACUUUUAAAGCUAUUGAAGGUCAUUGUCUGCUUAGUUUUGUGCAACCUGACUGCUGUGUACCACCAGCAGCUCCUAGCUCCAUUUUUAUAGAUCUGAUGACGUCAUUCGGUCCAUAUAACACACGCUCAUCUAUAAAGUUAUCGCGAUAAAUAAAUAAGGCAAUUAUGGUCAAUUAGCACAAUUAUUCCUCAAUCUCCCUCAAUGAAGACACAUAAAUAUUGACCUGUGGAUAUCUGACUCCGUGAUUUAACCCCCCCCCCCCCCCCGCUCUCUCUCUCUCUCUCUCUCUCUCUCUCUCUCUCUCUCUCUCUCUCUGCAGGGCUGCGCUUGUGCUGCAUUUCCCAGAACUACCAGCGCGGCCAUCAUCAUCAUCAUCAUC